Messenger RNA from Paramecium tetraurelia, 1407 nucleotides. RefSeq lists its product as uncharacterized. Gene Ontology annotation, molecular function: protein binding. NCBI's taxonomy places the organism in Eukaryota, Ciliophora, Oligohymenophorea, Peniculida, Parameciidae. The record is from RefSeq and is a predicted model, not a curated record. The transcript is spliced from 3 exons.
AUGAUUUAUAGACCUUUACUCAUUGAAACUUGUUAAUAUAAAUAUCGAAUGGGGAGUGAGGAAAAAUCCUUCUCCAUAAAAAAAAAAGUUGAUUACUAUCCUUUCUUUAGAUAAAAGGUUAGUCAAUCAUUUCACAUUGAACCUCUUACAGCAGAUAAAAAGAGAUCAAAAAGAUAACUGACAUUGAAUCCAAAAUUAGGAAAUUCGGAUAUUAAUAUACAAUAAUAUAUUGAGUUUAAUAUUAAAGAACAGCCUUUGAAUACUCAAACCAACAAAAGAGUCAGAAAACUUAUUAUAUAGGAUAAUAAACUAUUAAGAAAAUAAAAUAAGAUUAAUGUUUUUGCUGAAAUUGCGACAUAAAAGCACAAAUCAUAUCAUUAGCAACAAAUAAAAAAGCAGGUUACAACAAUGUUGGAUUAGGGGUAGCUUUUUAGAAAGGUUGAAAGUCCUUAAAUGAGUGCAAAAGCCUAAUAAAAAGAAUAAUAAAAAUAAUUAGAAUUUCAAUCAAAAACAUAAUAAAAUAAUGCAGAACAAUAAAUACAGGAUAAGGUUCAAAAUUAUUUAUCCAGAAAGAGUGUACAUCUCUAACGACUCUCUCAAAGGAUGGACGAUAUUAAUGUAUCCAAAGGAUCCAUUAUAUAGACAAGUUCAGCUGAAAGAGAUUUGAAAAUUUCCUCCACUUUUUUCAAAGACUUUAUAGGAGUAUCUCAAUAAUUAAAAAAUAAAGAGAAAUAAGAUCCAGAAUUGUUAAAGGAAUCCUAUAAAUAUUGGGCAUAAGCCAUAAGAACAAAAAAGGACCCGUUAAAGAAGAGGAAGGUUGGAGCAGUAUUUAGUACAUCAAUAAGAGUGAAACUUGAAAAAAUGAGAGCUUUAAUUUUAGAUUGUGUCAAAAAAUUGAGAUUUAUGAAACUGGAUCCUGAAUAGUUAAUGUAAAGUAGAACAAUAUUAAAACAACCUUAUUAAAGAGAGGGAUCCUAUGUAUUUUUUAAAGGGGUGACUAAAAACGAUUUAGAUUUGGUAAAAUUGAUGCUUGAUAAGUGCAGAUUUUAUGCUUUUGAUGUAAACGAGAAUUUUCAAACAGCCUUACAUGUUUGUGCUAGGAAAGGGUACUUAUAAAUAGCAAAGCUAUUGUUUCAACUUGGAACUUAUCCUGAUGUAAGGGAUGUCAGCAACAGAACUCCACUCUAUUAUGCACUUAUAAACAAUUAAAAAGAAUUAGUAUAACUAUUGUUAUCACAUAAAUGUAAUCCUUGGUCAUUUCCUGGUUGUACCUAUGAAACUGAUGAUCCAGUGCUUACAAAAAUGCUAAAAAUAGCUAGGAGACUUGAUAUGUUGUUACUGAUGACCCCCUAUAAUACGAGAUAGUCAACUUGGAUCAAUUAUUGUAGAGUUUUCUAUGAAUUUUGA